UGUAUUUUGCUAGCAUUACUUUAUUUAGGUAAUGUAAAGAUCCUUUAAAAAGAUUACUUGUACCUUUCCCCCCAGUUGCUUUAGAUGAAUAGUAAAAGCAACAUGUUAAUUUAAGAGUUCUUUUUGUACUUAUUACUUAUGUAAAUUGUCACAAGCUUAGCCUUGCACACUUAUCCUCAGUUUGGUCAUUGCGUUGACAAAGUGUCACCAGUUUUAAAAGAGGACGAUCAGCCCCCUGCGUGGGAGGUCACAGUCACAGCAUUGGCUGAUGGUGUAACAACUACCACUAUAGUAGAUGCCUUGUGUGUUUGUAACGGCCAUUUUAGUGUGCCUGCAAUUCCUCCAGUUACCAACAUUGAAAAAUUUAAUGGCAAGAAACUUCAUAGUCAUGAUUAUAGGGAUCCAAGAGAGUAUGUUUGGUCGUCGAGUGUUGAUACUAGGAGCAGGUGCUUCUGGUUUAGACAUUUGCAUGGAAGUUUCAUCUCUUGCAGAUGAGGUGUACCUAGCCCACAACUUUCCUGUGUUAAUUCCCAGUGAACUGCCUUCUAAUAUUCAUCAAGUUCCGAGUGUGAAAAAAGCAACUCACGAUGGAUUUAUUUUGAAUGAUGGACGGCUUGUGGAAGUUGACACAAUAAUUUUUUGUACAGGGUAUGAGUACAAGUUUCCUUUCCUGUCAGACUCCUGUGGUAUUUGUGUAGAAAAUAAUCAAGUAAAGCCUCUCUACAAGCACGUAAUCAAUGCUCGCUACUCAACAAUGGGGUUUAUUGGAUUACCAUCGAGGGUUGUUGUGUUUCCUCUGGUAUAUUAUCAGGUUUGCUACUUUCUAGCAACACUCACGGGUCAAGCCAAACUGCCGUCAGUGACAGAGAUGAUGUCAGUUGUAGAGAAAGGUUUGAGUGACAUCCGUUUAAAGGGACGGAACCAGAAAGAUUAUCAUCGCCUCCAUGCCGAACAGUGGGAUUAUAUGGAAGACCUGGCAUUGUGCUCAGGAGUAGAUCCACCACCAGGUUUCAUGAAAAAGAUAUGGGGUAUUGUCAUCAUUAGGCUUUUCCUAUCUUUUCCACUCUUCAAGACUUAUGCUUACAAACCUGCUGAAGACGGAACAAUUGUUGAGUCAAGAUAUGGCGAAAUAUUGAGUACACGCUGGGAUUUAACGCAGCUGGUUUUCAAACAGUUGGUUCGUCUUGUUUGGAGGGACUUUCGUAAUGUUUUUUGGUUGAUCAGUUCUGUGACCUUAGGCCUAGUUAAAAAGUUAUUCAAGAAAGAUUGACAUUUUUCUAUUAAGGCCUGAGAAAAUAUUGAAAAUAUAUAUCUUAUAAAAAAUACUGUACUGUAGAGUACAUUAGUUUUAUACAUUUAUAUUAUAAGGAUUGUAGGUUCAUAAUACUGUAAUGUUAUGGUGCUUGAUUUGUCAGGGAAGUUGACUUCCUAAUAACAUUUGUAUUUGAAUAUAGAGUUAAUUUAAUUGAACUCUAUACUCUGAAUAAAGUUUUUUAUGCUCA
This is a messenger RNA of Macrobrachium nipponense, 1502 nucleotides long. RefSeq lists its product as uncharacterized. NCBI's taxonomy places the organism in Eukaryota, Metazoa, Arthropoda, Malacostraca, Decapoda, Palaemonidae. Gene Ontology annotation, molecular function: N,N-dimethylaniline monooxygenase activity; NADP binding; flavin adenine dinucleotide binding. Bases 296 to 1270 code for a protein of 324 amino acids. The record is from RefSeq and is a predicted model, not a curated record. The transcript is spliced from 5 exons.